Messenger RNA from Caenorhabditis remanei, 405 nucleotides. RefSeq lists its product as uncharacterized. The transcript has 2 exons. The record is from RefSeq and is a predicted model, not a curated record. The coding region runs from base 1 to 405 and encodes 134 amino acids. Lineage: Eukaryota; Metazoa; Nematoda; Chromadorea; Rhabditida; Rhabditidae.
AUGGGAGCAGGAGUGUCUGGUGAACCAGUGUACUUGACUCGAUCAACAAUGCUCAUAAGCCAUACACCAAUGAGUCAUCCGCCAGCAGGGACUCAAUGCACAUUUCGACGACAAUCCACAGUGAUCACAGCGCCCGGCUCAUCAGGAAAUGGAGUAUCCGGGAGUGGGAUUUCAUCUCAACUGGCAUUUCCAAUUCAAUUAUAUCCAAAUAAUGUGUAUAAUAAUCAUGGAUACACUGCUCACGUGUCGGGAUUUGAGGCUCACCCCACUCCUCCAUCAUCUUCUCAUCAUCAUCAUCAUCCAAACCCACCACCACCUGUUCCAAACCGUCCAAGUGCACCUUCAGAAGAGACUCCGCCCCCUUAUUCGGCGAUUUAUCCUAGCUUGGCAAACCGAGUUAAUUAA